This is a messenger RNA of Drosophila melanogaster (fruit fly), 600 nucleotides long. RefSeq lists its product as uncharacterized. Lineage: Eukaryota; Metazoa; Arthropoda; Insecta; Diptera; Drosophilidae. Bases 236 to 523 code for a protein of 95 amino acids. The transcript is spliced from 3 exons. The record is from RefSeq and is marked reviewed.
AGCUGUUGAUUCGAUAAGAGAGCAAAAGUAAUAACAAAACCCAUGAAAGCCAAUUGUUAUUAUUUUGUGAUGCAAUAGUUUCAAUAUUUGGAUACAAAAUGCAGCUUACCCGCCUUUUACUGAAGCCUCGAGCCUCGGAAGUAUUGACCGCAUAUUUGAAACAAUGCCAUGAGCCACCUUGGACAUCAUAUUUCGUGAAGUCUAGUUUCACGAUGUGGCCAACGAUCAGAGGGGAAUGUCUCACUUUAAUUGGACCCUGGAAAACGGAACCAACUAUCACAUUCUUCGCACCGCCUGUUAUCCCUAUAUGAAGUACCACUGUAGCAAGAGGGAGGUGCAGGAUCUUUGGCUGGAGGACAAGUUCUUUCGCUUCCUUAAGGUGAUUAAUUUGGGCUUACCAAUGCUCUUCUAUGGACUGGCUGCCAUCCGUCUAAUUAGUCACACCGAGAUCGUUCAUGUCAGCGAGACGGUAAAAGUUCCCAUAUACUUUCUAUAUCCUGAGGACAAGGGCUCAAGCUUUUGAUUUGAUUUCCUGAACUCCAAAAUGUGAAAUGUGAAGAAAAGCCUUCUUAUCUAAAUAUAUGCAUAUUCAGUUAAUGU